AUGGCAGAUGUUACAGUUGAUAAAUUCAUCGCAAACCGAAAACCCGAGGCCAACGAAUGCGACGUGCCCUGCCUUUUCUACACCUCGAAACUCACUGGAGCGGCAGAAAGGCUGGCCAACUUUGUUCUGAAGGAGGUACUUUUGACGGGGGCUGCGGAAGGACCGCGCAAGUAUCAAACUAUCUGGGUACGCCUCGCUAAGUAG
Molecule: messenger RNA, 204 nt
Organism: Alternaria ventricosa
Lineage: Eukaryota; Fungi; Ascomycota; Dothideomycetes; Pleosporales; Pleosporaceae
Exons: 2
Coding region: 1-204 (67 amino acids)
Source: RefSeq, a predicted model, not a curated record